Antechinus flavipes (yellow-footed antechinus) is the source of this 3967-nucleotide messenger RNA. Its product is annotated as zinc finger protein 69 homolog B-like. The transcript is spliced from 7 exons. Gene Ontology annotation, biological process: regulation of DNA-templated transcription. Lineage: Eukaryota; Metazoa; Chordata; Mammalia; Dasyuromorphia; Dasyuridae. The record is from RefSeq and is a predicted model, not a curated record. Bases 3497 to 3967 code for a protein of 156 amino acids.
AUAAGUUCACGUUUAAAGCAAGGAUGCCCAUGAUCACCUACUAUUUAACAUAAGGUGAAAUUUGUUGCUUAUAGCAAUAAAAGAAAAAAAAAGACAAAUUAAAGGAAUAAGCAUAGACAGAAAAGAAAUAAAGAUAUCACUUUUUGUGGAUUUUAUUUUAGCUAGAACAUCCUAGAGUCUAUCCAAAAUUAAUUGAAACAAUAAAUUCAGAAGUUGUGAAGCGAUAUAAAAUAAACCCACAUGAAUCAUUAGCAUUUCAAACCUAGCAGAGAGAGCCACUUAUAGAAAAUCUGUUUUAUUGCUGGAGGCAAUUCUCUUAUCCUCACUCCCUACCCCUACCACCAACACACAGUUUCAGCCAUGGUGACUUUGGAGUGAGGAUUCCAAUAUAAUGGAGCCAGUCAUCCUGGCAGAGAAGCCCAGACAAUCAGGAUUGUCUCCAUCUUAGUUGAUCUGGGAAAGCCAAUUGUGACCUGUCAAAGUUUCUCCCAUCAUCUGCCACCUUCACUCCUACCCAGGUGCUUUUGAGUAAAAAUGGACUCAUCCAUCCUGAGUCCAGUACAAACAUGUUACUGAAUUUCAACUGGGCCCUCCCUACUGGGUUGGGCAAUCCUACUACACUUCCAUUGUCAGCUCCCUGUCUUUCACUCCAGAGGGGCUCUUCCAAACCUCCCAUGACUCCUCCUCCCCGUCCUUCUUUCAGAUGAGAACGCUGCUUCCUAUUUUAUAUUCGAAAUUGAGGCCAUUCAGCGUCAACUCCUUCUCUUCCCUUCUUCCUCACAUCGUGUCUCUCUAGAAUCUUCUGUCCCUCUUUCCUCCUUCAUUCCUGUCUCAUAUGAUGAGGUAACCUUCCUUCUUAUCAAGACCAACCAAUUGCACAAAUAAUUCUAUUCCAUCUCAUAUCUUCCAACAGGGAUUGCUCCCUCUGUCAUCUCCAGUCUCAUUUACUUUCAGUCUCUCUCUCUCUACUGCCCACAAAUAUUCUCCUGAGGGUGAAAAAUUAACUCAUUUGAUCCUUAUAUCUUCAAUAACUUUCAUCCUUUACCUCUUUUUUUCUUUGGUGGCUAAACUCCUUGAAAAGGCUUCUCUCUCAACCUGUUAAAAUCCAGCCUCUAAUCUCUUCUUUCUACUAAAACUUCUCUCUCUAAAAGUUACUAAUGACCUAUUAAUUUGCAAAUCCAAAUGGCCUUUUAUCAGUCCUCAUUCUCCUGGACCUCUCGACAAUCCCUGACACAAUUAUCACUCCCUCCUUAAUGCUCUUUUUUCCCAGGUUUUUACCUCAUCUCUCUCUUUCUGGCUCUCUCCUGGGUCUCCUCCUACUUCUCUGCCCACUCCUUCUGAGCCUCCUUCUCCAGAUCAUUCCUUCUAAACACAGGUGUCCCUCAGGUUCUGUUUGGGGUCUUCUUUUCCUCUCCCUCUAUACUUCUUCACCUGGGAAACUCAUUAAUUCACAUGGAUUUAUUACUAUCUCUAUGCUGAUCAUUCUCAUAUUUGCCUUUCCUUCCCCAAUCUCUGUUGAUCUCCAAUCUCAAACCUUCAAUUGUCUCAUAGACAUCAAUGUCCAGUAGACCUCUUAAAAUCUAUAUUCGAUGAGGCAGUGGCUAAAGUACCAGUCUUGAAAUCAGGAGGACCUAAGUUCAAAUCUAGCCUCAGAAACUUAAAGUUCCUACCUCUGUGAUCCUGGGCAAGUCAUUUAAUCCCACUUGCCUCAGGGUUAAAAAAAACACAUUAAAAAACCAUAUCUAUAUUCAUAUUACCUUUCCAAUCUUGUUACACCUCCCUCCUCAACAUGUAUGUUCAAAAUCAAAAAUCACAUCAGGAGGGAUGUGUGUGUGAAAUGAUUCAUAUGGAUUCCUUCUGAUCAGUAUUAAUCAGUUUGAUAUUUUAUAUAAAUCAUAUUGGAAGACUUAGAUUAGAUCUUAUAGUAGGCUUUAAUAAUAGGUCUCACAUUUUAAUGUAAAUAUUAAUUUACAAGUGAAUGUUAAUUCACAAUUUUUUUUUUUUUUACCAGUAUUUUGGGCCGUCACAAGAACGCUGAUAAAGUUAUCUCUGUCCCUUUUCCCUCAAAUUGCACGUCCAAACAAACCCGGAAGGGGUGUGGUACCUUGAUUCUUUGGAAAGUCCCCCAACCUAUUUUAGUAUCUCUUAUUCAACAUGACCCCUUAGUGGAGAUGCCUCCUGCUUCACCCAAGCUGUGACGACACUCCCUGUGAUGACAUCAUUUUUGGCCCUCAGGAGAAGGAGAUUCUAUAUUUUAUAUGCUUUUUUUUUUCCUUUUUUCAGAGCUGGAUGUCUCACUCCAUAAAAAACUCCCUAAGGUCCUGGGGAGCAAGGGCAUCUCAGAUCCUGGGUCCCCUUCAUUAGGAGGGACCACGGACCCUUUAACAAAGUGCCAUUGGCUCAGAGUUGUGAAUUUUUUCUUGCAGGAUGGACAGUUUUGAACCCCACAGGCCCUUUUCUCCCUCUCAGCUCCGGGCACUCUCUCUGGCCGUCCCAUUUCUGGAACAUCCUCCCCUCUCUGCCAUUGUACUGAUCUCCACGAUUUUUUCAAACUAAAAAUCUCUUCUAGAGGAAGUUUUCCCCCAGCCGUCCUCCGGCUGUUAACGAAUCCUUUUCGAUCCUGGAUACAGCCGUUCUAUUACCCCUCCCUCCCCCUUUUUUCUGCUAGCCUCCGCAUUAGGUUGUAAGCUCCUGGGGGCAGGGACUGUGCUUUGUCUUUCUUUGUAUUCCCAAGGCUUAGAGCCGUGCUUGGAAAACUUAAUAAGUGCUUAUUGAUUGACAGCUAUUUAAAUGUGCACAAAUUGUCUUCUCCUAUAGAAUGUAAGCUCUUUGAGGCCAGAAACCGUUUCCUUUACCUUACAUGUGCAUUACUUCGCAGGGUAAAUUACUAGACUCUCAUUAAACCGCACGUAAACUUAACCGAGAGGCUAAAUGACCAGCGUAGAAGCAGUUCAGGACUCCAUUUCCCAGAAUCCUUCAGGUCGCAGUCUUCCCCUUAAGACGAGCCUCCAUUUCCCUGAAUCCACCUGGAGGGCCACGUGACGUGCGCACGAGCUUCACGCCCGUUGUCUGUGCUUGCUCGCCCCGCCCUCCUCCAGAGGCAUUCUGGGAGUCGUAGUUUCGGCCUGCUCGCGGGCAGGCGCCGAUUCAGCUGCGUGAACAUUUUCGGCUCGUCUUUUAUUUAUUUUUUUGCGCCGCUCCUGGGCCGGUAGGUGGUGAGUGGCAGCCUUUUGUCGAACCUACAAGGCCCCAUUGUGGGGCCCUGGAGCCCCAGCCCUGUCGGAUGGUGACGACGUUGGGGGAGUUCCGUGCAGGGCCGGAAUCCAUCUGGGUUGGAACAUCCUUGUCCUGAGAGCCUUCUCUUCAGAACGUCAGCACAGACCCUGAUGCGAAGGAGUUAGUGGCUGGUGUGUGUAGGAACCUGCUGGUCCUUUGUGGAGAGCGCAACCUUAGAGGGAGGUCACCGCAGUCAAGAAAGGUCAAGAAGAGAGUGACCAUGAAGGGCGUGGACCUGACACUGGAGGAGAGAGUUCUGACUUCUCAGGACUCUGGCCUCGAAGCAGGAAUCGAUGGGGAGGAGACAAUGGCUUCAGAGUUCCUAAAAGCCAAGUCCCAGAAAUUACUGACAUUCCAAGAUGUGGCCGUGGACUUCACCCGGGAGGAAUGGGGGCUGCUGGAGCCGGCGCAGAAGGACCUGUUCCGGGAUGUGAUGCUGGAGAGUUAUGAGAACUUUGUGUCCCUGGGGCUUCCAGAUUCCAAAGAAGAUGUGAUCUCCCAGUUGGAGAAGACAGAAGAACCGGGGCCUCCUGAAGGAGAAGUCGUCCCAGGAAACACUUACACAGUGGAGGCCUUGGAAGGGAAGCAGGUUGGGCACUUGUUGGCAGUGUCUUGGAGCACCCGGAGUGCCGUGGAGUCUUGGUCAUGGUCAGCGUAUAUCCCGACAGCCGACUCUGUGAAGGUAGAAUGA